Molecule: messenger RNA, 873 nt
Organism: Symbiodinium necroappetens
Lineage: Eukaryota; Dinophyceae; Suessiales; Symbiodiniaceae
Source: the annotation of a GenBank genome assembly
AUGGAGGAUCCACGAUUCCAAGUGAUCACUUGGGGAGUUGUGGCUUUUCGAAUCCUGGGUUCCCAGAUCCAGGUGGUUGGCACUGCUGCAGGACCUGUCACCUGCGAACAAACAGUAUUUCGUGCUGAAGCGCAGGCGAUUACGUACCUGGUGGCUAAAGUCCAGGGCAGCAUUGAUGUUACCUUGGACGCCAAAGGGGUGAAGCAACUUGCUGAGAGGGCGCCAAGAUGGAAGUCGGAGGAUUUGUUUCAGCCGGUGCGUGCCGAAAUGGAUCGGGUCUCCCUUACUUGGAUCAACAGCCACCUCACUGAGAAGGAAUACAUUGCCAAGUUUGGAGCUGCCUCCCUAUGGAGGUGGCAGGCCAAUGAGGAGGUGGAUAGGCUGGUGCAAAACCGAGCCAAUGAGAGAAGGGAUUUGGCCUGGGAACAGAAAGUCCUCAUCAAGGAUGAGGUGGUCAUCAGAGUGAACUCCCUGUUGGCGCAGAGAACAGCGGCGAUGUUUCAAUAUGAUCGGCUUGAUGGCCCCCAGGUUGUUUAUCCUGACUCCAAGGAGGACAAUACACCUUCGCAGAAGAAGCUUCGUAAAGGGCCCAAGCAGACGAAGCUUUUUAAAGCCCAAAAGCAGCGCAAAAGAAAAACCCAGGUAGCUCCACCUGGUGAAGGCAAGCUGAACAAGAGGCAGCAGAUGGAGGCAAUGCUUGAUGGUGCUCGACCGGCCUUGGGGCAUAAUUGGGUGGUCGGGCAUCAGUCCAGAGACCAGCUCACGAUCAAAUGCAGCACCUGUGGGCUGUAUGUGCAACAAACGGAGUCGAUCACUAUCUUUGACAGGAAUGCCGGCAAAGAUACCAGGGCAAAGACAAAGACCUCUGGGUAA